This is a messenger RNA of Microsporum canis CBS 113480, 1251 nucleotides long. RefSeq lists its product as uncharacterized. The record is from RefSeq and is a predicted model, not a curated record. The transcript is spliced from 5 exons. The coding region runs from base 1 to 1251 and encodes 416 amino acids. Lineage: Eukaryota; Fungi; Ascomycota; Eurotiomycetes; Onygenales; Arthrodermataceae.
AUGGUAUCUUCUACGGUUAUGUGGGAACCGGGAUCGUCUGAAGAUGAAGAAAGAGGGGAUGACUCUGCUGUGGAGGACGAGGAGAAUAAUGGUAGCUCCGAUUUGGCUGUCAGGGGAUCUGGCUUCUUCAAUUGGGUCUCGCAGGAGCUAGAUAGGAGGGCAAGUAAAGCUGGUAGCAGGACAAAACCAAAAGACAAGAAGGAGAUCAAAUUCUGCGGCCUCCAAGCCUUUACGAACCCAUACCCCUCUGGUGGUAAUCUGGCUAAAAAAAAGAAUGUUGGUAAAGACAUUAUAUAUUCUGUGGCAAAACCCGAUGAAUGUGGAGAUUUCAGCUUUGCACGACGCCCAACCUCGAAAUUUAGUACCGAUUACAAAAAAUUCAGCAGUCCCUGGGACCCUGAUCGUGGGUUUGCAACUGAACAUAUUGUCGAAGCUCAACUUAUCCACCAGUUUUCCGAAGACAUUUCAAAGUCGAUGGGCGAGAUCUUUCUAGACCCAUAUAUUUCAAAGAAUCCAACAAGGCCUGCCACCAAAUGGAUUGCUGAUCAAUACCCUGUCAACACCAUGUGGCUCGAUGAGUUUGUCUUGCUUACAGGUGGUGUUAACAAUGUAAAAUCCAGGAUGUGGAAUGAUGGAACUCUUGUCGACGAGAGAUAUAUCACAGACCCGCUGAUGGGGGACGAUUUCCUGACAAUGCCCCUUAAGGGGUCUAAGACAAUCAACGCUAUUUUGAGGUUCAAAGACGUCAUAUUUGCCUACAAAUACCACACAGAACCUGAGAUUGAGCGGAUCUUUAAGUUGCAAAUAGACCGAAUCUCGACAAUAUUUGGCAAUCUUGACGAUGAAACCAAGCAUCUCGACUUUGAGCAGAAUGCGAACGCUUUAAAAAAGAUUUUGCGCGAUUAUAAGCCGCAAGAACUUCAGAAAAAGUGGGAUAAGUGGAUCAAGGAACACACCGACAAGAGCAUAGCCAAAGUCGAGGACUUUUUCAACGAGCAUUAUCAUAAAUAUUCAGAUACACGGAAACGUUUACAAAAGGGUCUACAAGAUGCCAUCAAUGCCGCUGAAAAAGAAGAGCGAGAGAACAAGAAGAAAACGCUGAAUCAACAGCAAAAGAAAGCAGCUGAUGCAAAAAGAGAACAGCAUAAGGCUGAGAAAGAAAAGUAUGAGACGGUCAUUCAGUAUCUCAAGGAUUUGGAAGCAACGUACCUGGAAACUAUGAAGACGAAGUGGAAAAAUCCACUCAAAUGA